CGGCUGGAUGUGUAGAUGCAGAUUGUUUGCUUUGCUCCAACGCACAGUUCCUGCUGGUAGACGGUGCACGCUGGAUGUACACGCUCGGUGCGAUGAGUUGCUGCUGUUUGGUCGUUUCCUACCAUUUGAUCGUCAAUUUAGUGGACCGUUUUUCGGAGGUGUUGCGCGACCUCGUGUACUGCCGUUGUCGACGGGCAGAGCAAUUUGAUGACUGUGAAGUGACGGCGGGCGAUUCCGUGGAGCCGACGGUCCAGCUGUCUUCGGCCGGUGUGUUGACAAACAAACCACGCUACGUGGUGAUCAAUGAUACGGUUGAGCUAGAACCCUUUUACUACGACAUCGAUCGACGAUACUGUGAGCUACUUCUGCGGGAUCGUCCCGCUGGGACGUGCAUAGUGAGACCGUUCAAGCUAAAACACGAAACGAUCCGCUACAUCCUUUCGAUCCGUGCGCCGGACACUUACUUCCACCUGUUUAUUCGACACGCCGGCAAGAAUGGCAUGUACGCGCUCGGGCUGGAAAAGGAGCAGGAAAAGCGGUUCAAGUUUCCCACCGACAUCGUGCGCUACUACCAGGCCCACCUGCUCGAGUGUAGCCGGGCUAGCCGGGUGUGCACGAAGCUGCAGCUUCAGCCGCUACCGAUUUCGGACGUGCUCGAGGCGCGACGACCCAACGCUCCAGCAAAGACGACUUAAAAAGUAUACAAAUAAAAUUUUAUUUCCACAGUAAAAAUACACCCAGAACAGGACUCUCUCUCUCGCACUCUCUCUCUAUGUACAGGUGUGCGUCCGUGCCGGUGUGUUGGUAU
This is a messenger RNA of Anopheles merus, 808 nucleotides long. RefSeq lists its product as uncharacterized. The coding region runs from base 75 to 695 and encodes 206 amino acids. The transcript is spliced from 2 exons. NCBI's taxonomy places the organism in Eukaryota, Metazoa, Arthropoda, Insecta, Diptera, Culicidae. The record is from RefSeq and is a predicted model, not a curated record.